CUACCUGGGAAGCGUCAGUUGGAAGUUGUGAACGAUCAAGAUGACACAUCUGAAGGAAAUUAGCGCCGGAGCGGCGAUAUUUUUCGUGUUGUUUAAUAUUUCUGUGACAUACGCAGCUCCCCAGUUUGGUGGUUUCGGCCAAGCCAACGCAAACGCUCAGGCUAGUGCUGGCGGUUUUGGCGGUGGAGGCUUCGGGCCAAAUCCGUACUACCAGAGGUAUGGUGGCGGCGGCUUCGGACAAGGCGGCUUUGGACAAGGCGGAUUCGGUCCUCGACGAGGUUUUGGUCAAGGAUACGGCCAAGGUGGAUUCGGACAAGGCGGAUUUGGCCAAGGAGGAUUUGGACAAGGAGGAUCUCUCAGUAUUUCUAAAAGCAUCUCCAUCAGCAGGGGAGGGGCUUCACAAUCUAGUUCAAGUGCUGGAGCGAGUGGAAAGUAAUAUUGGAUUUAGGAAUAAUAGAACUAUAGCCAAAUAAUGUACCAUUCUAAACUUUUUUUUAAAUAAAAAAAAGAAAUUCUAUAAG
This is a messenger RNA of Amyelois transitella, 521 nucleotides long. RefSeq lists its product as uncharacterized. The record is from RefSeq and is a predicted model, not a curated record. Bases 41 to 436 code for a protein of 131 amino acids. The transcript is spliced from 2 exons. NCBI's taxonomy places the organism in Eukaryota, Metazoa, Arthropoda, Insecta, Lepidoptera, Pyralidae.